AUGUCUCGACCUCUGAUCAAGGUAGGCAGGUAUUCUGAGCGAGAUGCUCAACCCAUUGUGCCGGCCAAUACCCCGUCUGCUGCGCCCGUCGGCUUUAAGAGCAAGGUCGUCAGCCGCCGCCACUGUGAGUUCUGGUUCGAGAAUGGAAAGUGGUAUAUCAAGGACGUGAAGAGCUCGUCUGGUACCUUUCUAAAUCACAUUCGAUUGAGUCCUCCCGGCACAGAAUCUCGGCCGUACGCUGUAAAUGAUGGCGAUAUUAUCCAACUUGGAAUCGACUUCAAGGGAGGCGAGGAAAUGAUUUUCCGAUGUGUCAAGAUGCGAUUGGAACUCAAUAGGGGCUGGCAGAGUAAACUCAACACCUUCAACCUCUUUGUUGCGCCAUGCUCCCACACUUGGCACUAUAAGUGUAUCCGCUCCCUGCUGACUUCACCACAAUACCCCAUCUUUGUGUGUCCAAACUGCCGUGCCGCGGCCGACCUGGAGGCGGAGGUGGAUGAACCGGGUGAGGAAUGGCAACAACUCACUGGAGAGGAAUCUGCGAAUGACGAGUCUAGCAAUGAGCCGCCUGCUGUCCCCAUGGAUACUACUGUUGAUGCGAUCUCCCAGGCUUCAGAGACCAAUGGCGUGGACGUGGCAGACAUGACCAUGCAGGUCGACAUGACGACACCUCCCCGAUCGAUACCCUCUCUCGCCUCCGAGAGGUCACAGCCCGCUUCCGACCCCGUCCCCAUUCCUCCUCAACUUCGAAGCCAGGCGCCGGGGUCCUCGAUGUGA
This is a messenger RNA of Parascedosporium putredinis, 774 nucleotides long. Lineage: Eukaryota; Fungi; Ascomycota; Sordariomycetes; Microascales; Microascaceae. The record is from the annotation of a GenBank genome assembly.